Parascedosporium putredinis is the source of this 3729-nucleotide messenger RNA. The record is from the annotation of a GenBank genome assembly. Lineage: Eukaryota; Fungi; Ascomycota; Sordariomycetes; Microascales; Microascaceae.
AUGAUCGACCACUUCACAGGCAUCGUACACCACGACACAUACCCAGAAAUCGACCCCGUUGUAAAAUCCGAUUGUAAAGGUAAGUCGGUGCUGAUCACUGGCGCGAGCAAAGGUAUCGGCUCCUAUGUUGCGACCGGAUAUGCCCAAGCCGGGGCACAAAGAAUUGCACUCUGCGCUCGAACCCUCGCUACAGAAACUGCGGACGCCGUAAGGAAGGCGGCAAAGGACGCAGGCAGAGUCGAACCCAAUGUGUUGGUGCUUGAGAUGGACGUCUGUGACAGAUCAAGCGUGGAGGCGGCGGCAAAGAGGGUUGAGGAAGAAUGGGGUCAACUUGAUAUUCUGGUCAAUAACGCGGGCCAUAUGGCCGAGUUUGCGUCUCUCCUCGAUGUAGAUGAGGAAGAUUACAUGCGAGCAUGGGACGUCAACUACUGGGGUGUCUUCCGUACGACAAAGGCCUUUCUACCACUCAUGUUAAAAGGCGGCGACAAGACCAUUGUCAACCUCUCGAGUGUCGCGGCGCACUAUGCCGGGGUUGGUGGCGGUGCCUAUCACGUCUCCAAGUUCGCUUUGGCCCGCUUCACCGAGUGUGUGCAGGAUGAAUACGGGGCUCAGCACAAUGUCAACCGGCGGAAGCAGGCCAAGCCAACCACCAUGAGCAUCAGCUUCCCGAAAACCGAGGAGGAGGUCCUCCAGUUCUGGAAGGAUGUUGACGCCUUCCAGACUCAACUACAACUGACAGAAGAUGGACCCCGCUUCACUUUCUAUGACGGCCCUCCAUUUGCUACCGGUCUUCCUCACUAUGGCCACCUCUUGGCCUCCACCAUCAAAGAUAUCAUCCCCAGAUACUGGUCGAUGAAGGGUCACCAUGUCAUUCGUCGCUUUGGCUGGGAUACCCACGGCUUGCCGAUCGAAUAUGAGAUAGACAAGAAGCUCGGCAUCUCUGGCAGAGACGCAGUGAUGCAGAUGGGGAUCGAAAAGUACAAUGCGGAAUGCAGGGCCAUUGUGAUGAGAUACGCGACGGAAUGGAGGCAUACUAUCGAGCGACUCGGUCGCUGGAUCGACUUUGACAAUGAUUACAAGUCCAUGGAUACCACCUUUAUGGAAUCAUGCUGGUGGGUGUUCAAGCAGCUCUUCGAUGGCGACCAUGUAUAUCGCGCGUACCAGAUUAUGCCCUUUUCCACGGCCCUCUGCACGCCCCUUUCCCAGAUGGAAGCGAAGCAAAACGAGAAGAUGACCCAAGACCCUGCCAUCAUUGUUUCUUUCCCAAUUGUUGGCGUCGAGGGCAUGGAGAACACUUCUUUCCUCAUCUAUACCACCACGCCAUGGACACUCCCAUCCAAUCUCCUGAUUGCUGCGCAUCCCGAUUUCGAGUACCUGGUCAUCCUUGACGAGGCUUCCGGCCGUCAGUACGUGCUUAUGGAGUCGGGUCUAGGCUCCAUCUAUAAAAAUCUCAAGAAGGCCAAGUACAAGGUCAUCAAGAAGCUGAAGGGCAAGGACAUCAUCGGCUGGAAGUAUGAGCCCCUCUUCAAAUACUUCGUCAAGGAUUUCUCCGACUGCUUCCAGGUUAUCGGAGCCGAUUAUGUUGAGGCGGGAGAGGUCGACGACAAGGGCCAAUUCACCGACGAAGUCCCAGAGUACGCCGGCCAGCAUGUCAAGAUCGCGGACAAGGCCAUUCUGAAGGACCUGAGGUCUACCGGCCGUCUCAUAAUUGAGAGUCAUACCAUGCAUACCGACAAGUUCUGCUGGAGGUCCGACACCCAGCUCAUCCGAAAGGCGGUGUCUUCUUGGUUCAUCCGAGUCACUGAUUCUAUCCCUGAGAUGCUCAAGAACCUCGAGGGAACGAAUUGGGUCCCCACUGCCGUCAAAGAGAAGCGUUUCACUAACUGGGUUGCCAAUGCCCACGACUGGAACGUCUCGCGCAACAGGUAUUGGGGAACCCCGAUUCCUCUCUGGGUGAGCGAAGACUACGAAGAGGUCGUCUGCGUGGGCAGUGUGGCGGAACUCAAGGAGUUGAGCGGCUAUGAAGGCCCUCUCGAUGACCUCCACCGUGACAAGGUUGACCAUAUCACAAUCCCAUCCAAGAAAGGCAAGGGCACCUUGCGAAGGAUUGACGAAAUUUUCGAUUGUUGGUUCGAGUCGGGAAGCAUGCCCUACGCGUCGGCGCACUACCCGUUCAAGAACAAGGACGCCUUCCAGGGAGGCCUCUUCCCCGCCGACUUCAUUGCUGAGGGUCUCGACCAGACCCGAGGUUGGUUCUACACUUUGACGGUUCUUGGCAACAAGCUCUUCCACGUCUCCCCUUUUAAGAACUGCAUCGUCAAUGGUAUCGUGCUUGCUGAGGAUGGGAAAAAGAUGUCGAAGCGCCUCAAGAACUAUCCGGACCCCUCUGUCAUUCUUUCUCAGUAUGGAUCUGACGCGCUGAGGCUGUACCUUAUCAACUCGCCUGUGGUGCGUGCCGAGUCCGUCAGAUUCAAGGAGUCUGGUGUUAAGGAAAUUGUUUCUCGCGUUCUUCUUCCUCUCUGGAAUAGCUACCGCUUCUUCUCCGAGCAGGCCGCGCUAUACAAGAAGAUUACCGGAAAGGAGUUUGUCGGCGCCAAGUCGCUGUCCGGUGACCAGCUGGGCAAUGUCAUGGAUAAGUGGAUCCUUGCAAACUGCCAAAGUUUAUUGCGGUACAUGGAUCAGGAAAUGUUGGGGUACCGGCUCUACACUGUUGUUCCCCGGCUUCUUCGAAUCAUUGAUGACCUUACGAACUGGUACAUUCGAUUUAACCGCAAGAGGCUCAAGGGCGGUGCCGGCUUGGGAGUGGAAGAUACCGAGGCUGCGCUCAACACGCUUCUUCAGGUUCUCUUCACCAUCGUCCGUGCCAUGGCUCCUUUCACACCGUUCUUGACCGAGCAUAUCUACAGUCUCCUAAAGCCCCAGCUGCAGCCUGUCAUCGAAGAGUAUCGAGACUCUCGUAGCGUGCAUUUCCUCCCCUUCCCCACCGUCCAGGAGGCGCUUUUCGACGAAGUGGUCGAGAGGAAGGUUGCAGCAAUGCAAAAGGUUAUUCAGCUAGGACGGACAGUCCUCGCGGAUGUCGAGUCCCUAAGCUCGUAUAUCAAGGAAGAGUUAAAUAUCCGCAAUAUCAUCCUUACCAGCGACGAGGCACAGUACAACAUCAUUCUCGAGGCCAAGGUCGACUGGCCCACGCUUGGCAAGAAGCUGAAGAAGGAUGUCCAGAUUGUUCGCAAGGGGCUACCUGGCUUGACGCAGGAUCAGUUGAGGCAGUACCUAAAGGAAAAGACCAUUGUCGUCGACGGGAUCCAGCUAGAGGAGAACGACCUCAACAUUAUCCGAGUCCUUGGCGGUGACGCAACUGUUCAGUCCGCGGACGGCGCCAAAUGGGAGCCGGCAUUCCUGGAAGAUGUCAUUGUCCUUCUCGACACUGUCCCGCACCCCGAGCUUGCUGAAGAGGGGAUAGCCCGUGAGAUCAUUAACAGAAUCCAAAAGAUGAGGAAGAAGGCGGGACUAGUCCCCACCGACGAUAUCCGCAUGCAAUACAAGAUCGUCAGCAAGGCAGACGAUCUCGAUUUUGCAAACCUGGUAUCUUCGCGAGAUGACCUAUUCAGGAGUACGGUACGGGGAGCCAUAGAGCCUUUCGGAGAGACGACUAGCCAAGAUGCAGUCAUCUUGGAAGAGGAGCAAAUCAUUGGUGAUCUGACACUGAUGCUGAGACUUGCCAAAUUGUGA